AUGACGGAUCAUAUAGUGAAGAAAGCACAAGAGUGCUUACCAAAUAUCCCAUUAACAGUUAUAUCCCAAGGAGCAGAAGCGUUAGUGUUCUAUACUGAUGUCCAUCCAUAUGCUAAUGAACCAUAUUUACAAAACCGUGGAAAAUACGUCAUCAAAUAUAGACCAUCCAAACCAUAUAGACACCCUAAGGUAGACAGCAGUAUUACCAAAUCUCGUACUGUGGGGGAAGUAAAGUUCAUGUAUAAGUUAAACAAGUUGAAUAUAAAUUCCCCAAGAAUAAUUCUGGCAGAUUACAAUAACGGCAUAAUUUGGAUGGAAUACAUAGGAUACAGCUUACCUAAUGGAGACGUGAGCUCUUUCAAGAACUGGUUAUGGUAUCUUGAAAGGAACAACCAAGAUUGUACAAGCGAGUCUGUUGAGAAGAUGUGCUUCAAGGUGGGGCAACUUAUUGGAAAACUACACUUACACGAAAUGAUACACGGAGAUUUGACUUCGUCGAAUAUAUUAUUGAAUGAUGAUGAGCCAGUAUUAAUCGACUUUGGAUUGUCAUCAUACUCGGGAUUAGCAGAAGAUAGAGCCGUUGAUCUAUAUGUUUUAGAGAGAGCAAUAACCAGUACGCAUUCUGUAUAUGCUAAGGAGUAUAACCAAUGGUUGUUACAAGGAUACGAGGAUGUCCAUAAGCAUAAAGAAUUUGGCAAACAGGGCCAAAAGAAAUUAGUAGAAGUGUUGAAGAAAUUAGACGACGUAAGAUUAAGAGGAAGAAAGAGAAGCAUGUUAGGUUGA
Molecule: messenger RNA, 783 nt
Organism: Debaryomyces hansenii CBS767
Lineage: Eukaryota; Fungi; Ascomycota; Pichiomycetes; Serinales; Debaryomycetaceae
Product: serine/threonine protein kinase
Exons: 1
Coding region: 1-783 (260 amino acids)
Biological process (GO): protein phosphorylation
Cellular component (GO): nucleus; EKC/KEOPS complex; cytosol
Molecular function (GO): ATP binding; protein serine/threonine kinase activity
Source: RefSeq, a predicted model, not a curated record